CCGUUUUUACAUAGUCUCUGUGGUUCACCAGCUCUUCAUCUUCCUCCUCCUCCCCCCCAUCCCAUUCCAUUCUUUCUCGUGACGGCGUUGUUCACCCUGCUUCCGAGUUCGUGUUCGCUGUAAGAGCUGCCGUUGCUGACAGGUUUUACGGCUCGUGCUUUCCGCUAUGGCUGGUAAGGGCGAGGGUCCUGCCAUCGGCAUCGACCUUGGUACUACUUACAGUUGCGUCGGAGUGUGGCAACAUGAUCGUGUCGAGAUCAUUGCCAACGACCAGGGUAACAGAACCACCCCGAGCUAUGUGGCUUUCACUGACUCUGAGCGUCUCAUCGGUGAUGCUGCUAAGAAUCAGGUGGCCAUGAACCCCAUCAACACUGUAUUCGAUGCUAAGAGGUUAAUUGGAAGGCGUUUUAGUGACGCUUCUGUCCAGAGUGAUAUGAAGUUGUGGCCAUUCAAGAUCACCCCCGGGCCGGGAGAGAAGCCCAUGAUCAGUGUGCAAUACAAGGGUGAGGAGAAGACUUUCGCCGCCGAGGAGAUAUCUUCCAUGGUGCUUAUCAAAAUGAAGGAGAUUGCUGAGGCAUAUCUCGGGUCCACGGUAAAGAACGCUGUGGUGACUGUUCCAGCUUACUUCAAUGAUUCUCAGAGGCAGGCGACAAAGGAUGCAGGAGUCAUCGCUGGUUUGAAUGUGCUGCGUAUUAUAAACGAGCCAACUGCUGCUGCUAUCGCGUAUGGCUUGGACAAGAAGGCGACUUCUGUGGGCGAGAAGAACGUGUUGAUUUUCGACUUAGGGGGAGGUACCUUUGAUGUAUCUUUGUUGACCAUUGAGGAGGGUAUCUUCGAGGUGAAGGCCACCGCUGGAGAUACUCACUUAGGAGGAGAGGAUUUCGACAACAGAAUGGUGAACCACUUCGUGCAGGAGUUUAAGCGCAAGUACAAGAAGGACAUUGGUAGCAAUCCUCGUGCGCUGAGAAGGCUGAGGACUGCUGCCGAGAGGGCGAAGAGGACCCUCUCAUCGACUGCACAAACCACAAUUGAAAUCGAUUCGUUGUACGAGGGUGUUGACUUUUACUCUACCAUAACUCGUGCUAGAUUCGAGGAGUUAAACAUGGAUAUGUUUAGGAAGUGUAUGGAGCCAGUGGAGAAGUGUCUAAGGGACGCUAAGAUGGACAAGUCAUCCAUCCACGAUGUCGUGUUGGUCGGUGGAUCCACUCGCAUUCCUAAGGUGCAGCAGUUGCUCCAGGAUUUCUUCAACGGCAAGGAGCUGUGCAAGUCCAUCAAUCCUGAUGAGGCUGUUGCUUACGGUGCCGCUGUCCAGGCUGCCAUCUUGUCCGGAGAAGGUAAUGAGAAGGUGCAGGACCUUCUGCUAUUGGAUGUUACUCCCUUGUCUUUAGGACUUGAGACCGCAGGAGGAGUAAUGACAGUGCUAAUUGCAAGAAACACAACCAUCCCCACCAAGAAGGAACAGGUAUUUUCAACAUAUUCGGACAACCAACCGGGAGUGUUGAUCCAGGUGUACGAGGGUGAGAGAGCCAGGACCAGGGACAACAACUUGCUCGGAAAGUUCGAGCUCUCUGGCAUUCCCCCUGCCCCUCGCGGUGUACCGCAGAUUACUGUGUGUUUCGACAUCGACGCCAACGGUAUCUUGAACGUAUCUGCUGAAGACAAGACCACUGGACAGAAAAAUAAGAUAACAAUCACUAACGACAAGGGCCGCCUGUCCAAGGACGAGAUCGAAAAGAUGGUGCAGGAGGCUGAGAAGUACAAAUCCGAGGAUGAGGAUCAUAAGAAAAAGAUUGAUUCGAAGAAUGGGCUUGAAAACUAUGCUUAUAACAUGAGGAACACCAUCAAGGACGAAAAGAUUGCAAAUAACUUGGACGCUGCCGACAAGAAGAAAAUUGAGGACGCUGUCGAUGCUGCUAUUCAUUGGUUGGACCAGAACCAAUUAGCGGAGAGCGACGAGUUCGACGAUAAGUUGAAGGAAUUGGAGGGGAUUUGCAACCCCAUUAUUGCGAGGAUGUACCAAGGAGGUGCAGGAGGUGAGCGGCCUGUACCACCGUACGGAGGAAGUGAUUCUCCUCCAUCCGGUGCUGGCCCCAAGAUCGAGGAGGUCGACUAAAUCGACACCAAGCGUUCCGAUGCGGUCCUUGGACACAGGAGAUUACAGGCGUCAAGCACCCAGUUCUUUACAGCUAUUUGAGGGUCUGUCCCAUUUUUGAGAGGUGAUGACCUACGAGAUCAUUUUUCGUCAGGAUUAUUUUGUCCUGAAUAUUAUAGGGUAAAUAUUCUUAUAGUUUCUUUAACUAACAACCAUAACAAGCUGCCAGUCAUAUGUCACGAGAGCAGCAAGCUGUAACCAUCAGACUGAUUGUUGGUCGUCCUUUCUGUGAUCAAUCUAUGGGCUGUGAUGUGUGGACAUAUUCUUAGUUUACAAAUGAGACAUACUUGCAGAAAUAUCUUAUAAAAAAUUUACUCAUUUCAUUACAAUUGAAACAUGUGGUUCUACCUAAGAUUUGUACAAUCAAUGGAAAAACCAAGAAUUUUGUAAUCUUUUCAGUCUGUUUACAAUUGACAGAUAUGAAUUCUACGGA
This is a messenger RNA of Physcomitrium patens, 2585 nucleotides long. RefSeq names its product heat shock cognate 70 kDa protein. The record is from RefSeq and is a predicted model, not a curated record. Gene Ontology annotation, molecular function: ATP-dependent protein folding chaperone; ATP binding. Lineage: Eukaryota; Viridiplantae; Streptophyta; Bryopsida; Funariales; Funariaceae.